Molecule: messenger RNA, 1152 nt
Organism: Lampris incognitus (smalleye Pacific opah)
Lineage: Eukaryota; Metazoa; Chordata; Actinopteri; Lampriformes; Lampridae
Gene: mrpl4
Product: mitochondrial ribosomal protein L4
Exons: 9
Coding region: 154-1062 (302 amino acids)
Biological process (GO): translation
Cellular component (GO): ribosome
Molecular function (GO): structural constituent of ribosome
Source: RefSeq, a predicted model, not a curated record
GCCAACAUACGCAGCAGGUCCACAUGACCUUUCACGGACCGAGCUGUUAAAGACGGAUUUAUACGAUUGAAUUAACUUUUUAUACGACAUAUAAUGUUACUGUACAAAUGUUCAUAGACAUUGCGCUUAUCUGUGUCACGUUACUUCAUUAAAAUGUUCCGCGUAUCUUUAAUAACGUGUGGCCGAGAUGUCGCCAGAAGAUUUGCCUCAUCUUUCUAUGGUGAGGGCGCGUUGCCAUCCAAUUUACUCCUCCCUUCUAAUCUGGUGGAUCCCGCAAGAUCAACGAGACGUCCACCUCCACCAGAUUCUUCCCUUCCUAUCCUGAGAAAAUGUGAUGAGGCACCCUCUUCUCAUGUAAGCCCGAUACGGACAUGGGUGGAGACCAUGGACAUACAGAAAAGUGAACCCUUAGGUUUGGCUGAGCUACACCCUAAUGUAUAUGCGGCGCCAGCUAGGCUUGACAUUCUCCAUCAAGUUGAAAUAUGGCAGAGGUCUUACAAGAGGAUUAGCUAUGCCAACACAAAGACCAGGGCAGAGGUGAGGGGUGGAGGCCGGAAACCAUGGGCACAGAAGGGAAGUGGAAGAGCUCGCCAUGGAAGCAUCAGAUCGCCGAUCUGGAGAGGAGGUGGGGUGUCUCAUGGACCCAGAGGACCUACUAGUUACUAUUAUAUGUUGCCCAUGAAAGUGCGUGUGCUAGGACUCAAAGUAGCGCUCAGCUCUAAGCUGGCUCAGGAUUACCUCCACAUUGUGGACUCCCUGCACAUUCCUACGCCCGACUCCCAGUACCUGCUGGACGUCAUCAGACAAAGACACUGGGGAGAGUCUGUCUUAAUUGUAGAUGUAGGUGAAGAGCUGCCGGAAAAUAUUCUCAAGGCUACAGAGAGCCUGAAGAGGGUGAACAUCAUCCCAGCCAUUGGCUUGAACGUCCACAGCAUGCUGAAACACGAGGCUGUCAUUCUCACACUCGAAGCGGUCAAGUUUCUGGAGAAAAAGCUGCUUUGGCACGAUUACCGCUACAAACCUCUGUACCCGUACAGUUUACCAUACUCAGACUUUCCAUGAGUGAAAUGACACCAAGGAGUAUAAACAACCAGUGCUCUAAAUGGUAUCAUUGUGUCUUUAUUAUGUUUGACAAAAGCGGAUGAUUAAAUA